AUGAAGGCUGCCAUUUCACUCCUCCCCUUGGCGGUACUGGCUACCGCCCAGCUCCAUUACGCUGAGCAGAAACCUCUGGAAGGCCAGCCAGUGGACGAGAUCCCCAUAGCAGAAAAGCCCUUCUCUACUGAGCCAUUGUCCAUUGACCAGAUACCGCUACUCGGCUUUGGCACCUGGAAUUUGAAGGAAAACUGCACCGAGGCGGUCUCAUAUGCCAUCCAGCAAGGCUACAGGCACAUUGACUGUGCUGCUGCUUAUGGGAAUGAGUUCCAAGUCGGUCGAGGCAUUGCCGAGGGUUUGGCCGUGACUGGCCUGACGAGAGCAGAUCUCUGGAUCACGAGCAAACUGUGGAAUGAUCACCAUAACCCCAACCAGGUCGAAGCAGCUAUCGACGACUCCUUACAGAAGCUUGGGGUUGGUUACUUGGACCUAUACCACAUGCACUGGCCGGUAAAGGAUGGCUGGUUCGGCAGGAAAUAUAUCGACUACGUCGACACUUGGGGUGCAAUGGUACUGUUGAAGGAUAAGGGCAAGGCCCGCCACAUCGGAGUGUCCAACUUCAGCCCACAUCAGAUGGAGGACCUUCUUAAGAACACUUCUGUCGUACCAGCUGUGCAUCAGAUGGAACUCCACCCCUACCUCCAACAGUCCGACUUCGUUGAAUGGCACUCCAAGCACGGCAUCCACGUGACAGCCUACUCGCCUCUCGCCGGCACCAAUCCGACGUACGACACCGGCAACUUCACGCAGCUUCUCAACAAUACCGUCGUUACCAAGAUCGCCUCGAAGCGCGACUGCACCCCCGCACAAGUCCUACUGGCUUGGGGAAUGGGCAGAGGCACAUCCGUCAUCCCAAAGACCUCGCAUUUCGAACGGGUGAAGGAAAACUUCGGGUCGUUGGAGUGUGAGCUGAAGGAUAAGGAUGUGGAGAAGAUUGAUAAGUUGGGCAAGGCGCACAAGAGGUACAACAACCCGAGCAAGAGCUGGGGAUUGGAUUUGUAUGAGGACUUGGAGGAUAGCAAGGGAGAGCAUAAGAAGCACUCGUAA
This is a messenger RNA of Saxophila tyrrhenica, 1047 nucleotides long. RefSeq lists its product as uncharacterized. The transcript has 3 exons. Bases 1 to 1047 code for a protein of 348 amino acids. Gene Ontology annotation, molecular function: aldose reductase (NADPH) activity. Lineage: Eukaryota; Fungi; Ascomycota; Dothideomycetes; Mycosphaerellales; Extremaceae. Gene Ontology annotation, cellular component: cytosol. The record is from RefSeq and is a predicted model, not a curated record.